This is a messenger RNA of Zea mays, 1315 nucleotides long. RefSeq lists its product as uncharacterized. The record is from RefSeq and is marked validated. NCBI's taxonomy places the organism in Eukaryota, Viridiplantae, Streptophyta, Magnoliopsida, Poales, Poaceae. Gene Ontology annotation, biological process: response to oxidative stress; hydrogen peroxide catabolic process. Gene Ontology annotation, molecular function: peroxidase activity; heme binding.
ACCACCUUUCCCUUCCUCUCCCCUCCCCACCCCAAAUCGAGGCCAGCCAGGGGCACCGCCACCAUCACUUCACCGCCGCCGUCGACUUCACUCUCUCUCACUCCCAAACCAAGCUACCUUCCGCCCAUGGGCCCACCGCCGCGCCGCCGCCAACUCCUGCUGUCUCUCGCGCUGCUCGCCACCGCGGCCGCCUGCUGCGCGGCGGGGGCGGCGCCCAGGCUGUCGCCCAACUACUACCGCCGCAGCUGCCCGCGCGUGGAGCGGAUCGUGUCGGACGCCGUCGCCGCCAAGCAGCGCGCCAACCCGUCCACGGCGGCGGGCACGCUGCGGCUCUUCUUCCACGACUGCUUCGUCAACGGCUGCGACGCCUCGGUGCUGGUCUCGCCGCUCUCCUCCUCCGGCGCCGCGCCGGAGCGCGCCGCGGAGAUCAACCUCUCCCUGCCCGGGGACGCCUUCGACGCCGUGGCCCGCGCCAAGGCGGCGCUGGAGGCCGAGUGCCCGGGCGUCGUCUCCUGCGCCGACGCGCUGGCGCUGGCGGCGCGCGACCUCGUGGCCGCCCUGGGCGGGCCCCGGUUCCCCGUCGCGCUGGGCCGCCGCGACUCCCGCCGCUCCGACGCGCGCGACGUCGAGGGCAACCUGCCCCGCACCAACAUGUCGGCGCGAGCCAUGGUGCGCCUCUUCGCCCGCAAGGGCCUCUCGCCCCGGGAGAUGGUGGCGCUGGCCGGCGCCCACACCGUCGGCUUCUCCCACUGCGCCGAGUUCGCGCCCCGCAUCUACGGCUACCGGGGCGCCAGCCACGACCCGCGGCUCAACCCGGAGUUCGCGCGCGCGCUGCAGCGCUCCUGCGCGGGAUACCGCACCGACCCCACCGUCUCCAUCUUCAACGACAUCGUCACGCCCCGGGACUUCGACGAGACCUACUACAAGAACCUGCCCCACGGCCUCGGCCUGCUCGCCUCCGACGCCGCCAUCUGGGAGUACCCGCCCACCAGGGUCUUCGCCCAGCGCUACGCCGCCAACCGCACCGCCUUCUUCGAGGACUUCGCCGCCGCGAUGCAGAGGCUCGGCGCCGUCGGCGUCAAGACGGGGCGCCAGGGCGUCGUCAGGCGCCGCUGCGACGCGCUCGACUGAGUGUCGCGAUGCUUGUUGUGCCAUUGGGUCGGUCGAUCGUUGUAAGGCUUCGAAUUCGAUUACGGGAUAUGAGAGGCUCUUCUUUCUCUGUACUUGGAAAAUGGGGCGUGAGUGGUAACUAAAGUGAUGAACUGAGGGCAAGCUAAUUCUAAAUUGCAUGUCAAUUGCAAUAGGGUUACAUUAA